Aspergillus eucalypticola CBS 122712 is the source of this 408-nucleotide messenger RNA. Its product is annotated as ankyrin repeat domain-containing protein. The record is from RefSeq and is a predicted model, not a curated record. The transcript has a single exon. Gene Ontology annotation, molecular function: protein binding. The annotation marks the transcript as partial. Lineage: Eukaryota; Fungi; Ascomycota; Eurotiomycetes; Eurotiales; Aspergillaceae.
AUGCUCGAGUACAGUGUUGAAGUUAAUGCCCAGAGCAGUGUUAAGCGAAAUGCUCUGCAGAUAUCUUGUUUUAAUGGGCAUAAAAAGAUUGUCCAGUUACUACUUGAGUACGGAGCUGAUGUUAACGCCCAGUGUAGUAUUGAUGGAAAUGUCCUACAGAUAGCUUGCUCUGAUGGACAUGAAAAAAUGGUGCAGUUGCUGCUUGAGUACGGAGCCGAUGUCAAUGCCUAUGGCGGUCUGUACGGAAACGCCCUUCAGGCGGCUUGCUCUAAUGGGCACGAAACAAUUGUGCAGAUUCUGCUCGAUCACGGAGCCAAUGUCAAUGCCCAGGGUAAUUACUAUGAAAACGCCUUGCAGGCGGCUUCCUAUUAUGGGCAUAAAAAGGUCGUGCAAAUUCUGCUUAAGCAU